Messenger RNA from Drosophila ananassae, 832 nucleotides. Its product is annotated as CD63 antigen. Bases 80 to 766 code for a protein of 228 amino acids. The record is from RefSeq and is a predicted model, not a curated record. The transcript is spliced from 3 exons. Gene Ontology annotation, cellular component: membrane. Lineage: Eukaryota; Metazoa; Arthropoda; Insecta; Diptera; Drosophilidae.
AUAAAAUCUGAUCAAAACUCUGGAAUAAAACUACUUUUUGCAAUAUAACUGAAAAAUAUAACACUCGAAAGACUUCAAAAUGGGUUGCCUAUCCGGAAUAGUUAACUUUAUUUUAUACAUUGUUAAUGUUGUGUUUUUGAUCGUUGGUAUCCUCCUGAUCGUUUUGGGAUCGAUUAUGUUAUCCGAUCUCAGUCAUUUUAAUGGAUCGGGCGAAGAUCCGAACACAAUUCCCAUUUGCAUUACUGUCCUGGGCGGCCUUAUAUUCGUGGUGUCCUUCUUUGGAUGCUUUGGAAUUUUCAAGCAGAGUGCUUGCAUGACAGGAGCGUACACCACCAUGAUGUUUAUCCUCUUCAUCCUCCAACUGGUGUUAACUUGCUGGGUAUUUGUGAACCGCAACGCCUUUUUGGGCGACAUGAGUAAUCUUGUGAGCAAUUUGUGGAGUAAUAAGGAUUACACCGCCAUGGGCUUGUUGGAGGACGCCUUCAGUUGCUGCGGCAAUACUGGAUAUUCAAACUAUGGCUCUGUGGGUCUAGCAGUACCCGGAACAUGCUGCGGAUACUUGGAUCGCCAGGCUGUUUGCAAUGAUUCGUACGUGUACCAAUCACGACCCGGCUGCAAUUCCAAGUUCACGGAAUUCUGGGACGACAAUAUGGACAUUAUCCGCUGGUCUGGCCUGGGAAUCUGCAUUUUCGAACUGGUGGUUUUCCUGAUCGCAGGUGCCCUAACAAACUGUAUGCGCAGGCAGAAUGCAGGUGGCAUGGCUUAAACCUAUAUCCACAAUGGGCUGCAAAAUAAAUUAUUUUUCUGUAAUAAAAUAAAAAUAUUAAUAAAA